This is a messenger RNA of Aplosporella prunicola CBS 121167, 1008 nucleotides long. RefSeq lists its product as uncharacterized. Gene Ontology annotation, molecular function: structural constituent of ribosome; RNA binding. The record is from RefSeq and is a predicted model, not a curated record. Lineage: Eukaryota; Fungi; Ascomycota; Dothideomycetes; Botryosphaeriales; Aplosporellaceae. The transcript has 5 exons. Bases 79 to 516 code for a protein of 145 amino acids. Gene Ontology annotation, biological process: translation; ribosomal small subunit assembly. Gene Ontology annotation, cellular component: ribosome; cytosolic small ribosomal subunit.
CAGCGACGACCGACAGCCUCACGACAACCGCCGACCGACCCUUUUUUCGUUUUCCGGAACCCACACAAUACCGCCAAAAUGCCCGGUGUUCGCGACGUUGAGGCCAACAAGUUCAUUGAGGCUUAUGCCGCUUUCCUGAAGCGUCAGGGCAAGCUGCCCAUCCCAGGUUGGGUCGACACGGUCAAGACUUCGCACGCGAAGGAGCUGCCGCCCCAGAACAUCGACUGGUACUACGUGCGCGCCGCCGCCGUCGCCCGCCACAUCUACGUCCGCAAGACGGUCGGUGUCGGCCGCCUGCGCAAGGUCCACGGUGGCACCAAGAACCGCGGCUCGCGCCCCAGCCACCACGUCGACGCGUCCGGCUCCGUCGACCGCAAGGUGCUGCAGUCGCUCGAGAAGAUCGGUGUCGUUGAGCACGACGAGGAGAAGGGCGGCCGCCGCAUCACCCAGAGCGGCCAGCGUGACUUGGACCGUAUUGCCAUGACGGCGCUCGAGGCCGAGGAGGAGGAGGAGUAAGCGCGUGCGCUACCUCCAUCUUUCUUCUACCAAUUCCGUGACAAAAUUCGGAUCGUCGGCGUCUUUUGCUCGUUACAUCACCACCUGCAUGCAUUGGCAUUUCUCUCGGGUUCUGGGUCGGCUGGGAUAGGUUGUGUUUGAGGAAAUGAAAAAUAAGGGAAUACCUUUGCAAGCAAGCACGCGCGAGAGAGACCGUUGUUUGUCUUCUUUUUGUUGUUCUUGCCGUAACCUAUCGUUCUUGUUGACGGGAGCCAUGCCAGUCAGCCAGAGCCUGAAUGCUAGCUUCAGGUUGCCAAAGCGCCGUGUCAGUCGUUUGGGUUUGAUCGCCGUGAGAAAGCGUGCCAAGGUUUUCGUCGUUUUUUAUAAGCUUAAUCGUGGACUCGAGCCAGCAGGCCAGCCUUAUGUGCCUGUCGGAUUGAUCCUCCCAGGUAUCUUACAUUUGACCCCGCAACCUUAUUCCUACCUUAACUACACCCGUUCCCCAAACCCCCC